UAAAAAGAUGGAUCUUCAAUUCAUAUAUUCUCAUACAACAACUACAGCUUUAAAGAGCAAUAUAUUUUAAUUUCUAGGUUUUUAUCAUCAUGUUCUCUUCCACCGACGCAAACCCUCUUCAUCCCCAGUUUCCGGUGGCUUCCACCACCUUUCACGGCGGCACCGACCACCACCAGACUCUCCUUCCUCAGCUCCAAGACCACCACCACCUGUUUCCAAAUACCCACAUGCUGGUUUCACCUAACAACAACGUUAAUAAUACUAAACCCCUAAACAGUUAUGUCUUCCCCAGCAGCUGCCGGCGUAGAACAAAGAAUAAGGAUCGGCACACCAAAAUCUUGACGGCUCAAGGCCCGAGGGAUCGGAGGGUUAGGCUCUCAAUCUGUAUCGCUCGUAAGUUCUUUGAUCUUCAAGACACUUUGGGUUUCGACAAGCCCAGCAAAACACUCAAUUGGCUCUUCGCUCAAUCAAAACUCGCCAUUGAAGAGCUUUUCCACGCCACCACCACCCAUACUAAAAUGCCUGUUGAAGACUCCCAAGAAAUGGGCAGAAGGGCAAAAGAUUCUCCCAAAGAAGAAGAAGAAGAAGAAGAAGAAGAAGAAGAAGAAGAAAGUAUUGGGGUUUUUACUGAUCUUGCUAAACAGACUAGGGCAAAGGCAAGGGAGAGAGCUAGGGCAAGAACUAUCAAGAAAAUGUGCUUUAAGGAGCUGAGUGAAGCCAAGAUGUUACUGGCCGCCACCGAGACUUCUCCCUUACACAAGAAUGAGCUAACUACUAAAGAAUCCAUAACCCCAAGGAUUUGCUCAGUGUGGGAUAUUCCUAAGCAUCUUAUGAUGCCAAAAGGUUUCAGAAAUGGCGGCUAUUCUCAAAAUGUUAGUUCAUCCCAAGAAGGAUUGCAUUGAUAUGGCUCCCAAACAUACUGGAGGACCGUUUGGUGAAAUCGUAUUCAGGUGCGGUGCAAUUUUUCAAAAGUUUGUAAGUUCGCACCUUAAAGUCAAU
Messenger RNA from Ipomoea nil (Japanese morning glory), 999 nucleotides. Its product is annotated as transcription factor CYCLOIDEA-like. Gene Ontology annotation, cellular component: nucleus. Gene Ontology annotation, biological process: regulation of secondary shoot formation. The transcript is spliced from 2 exons. The record is from RefSeq and is a predicted model, not a curated record. Gene Ontology annotation, molecular function: sequence-specific DNA binding; DNA-binding transcription factor activity. NCBI's taxonomy places the organism in Eukaryota, Viridiplantae, Streptophyta, Magnoliopsida, Solanales, Convolvulaceae. The coding region runs from base 90 to 902 and encodes 270 amino acids.